AUGGCAAGCACGAACAGCACGACACCGGCGUGGAAGAAGAAGGCGGCGAGCAAACGGGUCGCUCAAUUUGAUUCCAUCCCGAAAGAAUGGCGACUCUCCGAUCCCAAGCCGCAACCCAAGAACACCUACGACUUCCUCCAAACCUCGGGCCUACUCACUUCCAGCGAGCUGCGCAUCACCGAAAUUAUCGAUGCCAAAGCACUCCUCGCGCAGAUUGCCAAUGGAGAACUAUCCGCUGUGGCCGUCACCACGGCCUUCUCGAAGCGCGCGGCCAUUGCUCAACAGCUGAUCGGCUGUUGCACCGAGAUGUUCUUCGCCGAGGCCAUUGAGACUGCUGCCAGACUGGACGAGUAUCUCAAGAAGAAUGGCAAGACCGUCGGGCCUUUGCAUGGUCUGCCGGUGUCCGUCAAGGACGUCUUCAGCGUCACUGGCCAGGAUACUACUGUUGGAUGGACUUGCGGCAUAGGCCAGCCGGCAAAAGCAGACGAUGUCCUUGUCUCUACGCUCCGAAAACAGGGCGCCGUGCUAUACGUAAAAACCAACAUCCCGCAAUCUCUCAUGAUGUCCGACUCGUACAACCAUGUCUUCAAGCAAUCUGUCAACGCCUUCCACCGAGAAUUGAUCUCGGGCGGUAGCUCGGGUGGUGAAGGCGCCUUGGUCGGCGCGCUGGGCAGCAUAGUCGGUAUCGGCACGGACAUCGGUGGUUCAAUACGUAUCCCAGCCAAUCUGCAGGGACUGUAUGGACUGCAGCCGUCAACUCGUCGCAUACCGUACGAAAAGUCAGGGUCGAGAGAGUACAUCGUACCUGGCGUAGCAGGUCCCAUGACGACCACACUGUCUUCUCUAGAGGUCUUCAUGGACGGCUUCCUCGCUGGACAGCCGUGGCUCUUCGAUCCUGUUCUCACCCCAUUGCCGUGGCGAAGCGAGCUGGCGGCACUACCCAAGCGUCCAUUGAAGAUUGGCUACUAUCUAGACGAUGGCCAUGUGCGGGUACAACCGCCGUGCGAAGCUGCCGUGAACAAGGCACUUUCAGCGCUCCGAGAGGCAGGGCAUUAUGUCUUCCAUUGGGAGCCCAGCGAACACGAAUACGCCUGCAAACUGUGGGAGAAGGCGGUGAUGGCCGACGGCGGGAAGCGAUGUCAGCUUCUGUGUGAGAAGGAAGGCGAACCACUGAUACAGGGCAUGGUGGUGGGCACCGAGAAAGACAGACUGGAUGUUGACGAGGGCAACGCAGUGGCCCAAGAGAUCCGCGAUUACCAGAAGCGAUAUCUCCAGAAAUGGCACGAUGCCGGUCUGGAUGCGUUGAUCAUGCCUGUCCAGCCGUGGGUGGGAUUCAAGCCCAAGACAUGGGUGAAGUCGAGUCAAUGGGUUGGCUACUCUUCCCACUGGAACCUGCUGGAUUGGGCCGUACUUGCAGCGCCUAUUGGAGUCGCGGAGCCCGAGAAGAUCGAUGUCAACGCGAAACCAGGCGAUGGCAGGGACGCGUGGGCCCAGCAUAAGCCGCGGAACGAGAGUGAUAGGUUCAAUUGGGAGCAGUACGACCCGUCGUUGGUCGCGGGAAUGCCCGUUGGGAUUCAAAUCGUAGGAGGCAAGUUCGGGGAGGAGAAUGCCGUAGCUGUUGCGAAGGCGCUGGAGGCAGCCUUGCGCACGUCGGGGGAGUGA
Messenger RNA from Neohortaea acidophila, 1662 nucleotides. Its product is annotated as amidase signature domain-containing protein. The transcript is spliced from 7 exons. The record is from RefSeq and is a predicted model, not a curated record. Lineage: Eukaryota; Fungi; Ascomycota; Dothideomycetes; Mycosphaerellales; Teratosphaeriaceae. Bases 1 to 1662 code for a protein of 553 amino acids.